Messenger RNA from Bombus impatiens (common eastern bumble bee), 1708 nucleotides. It is a transcript of the gene eIF2Bgamma, whose product is annotated as translation initiation factor eIF-2B subunit gamma. The coding region runs from base 150 to 1646 and encodes 498 amino acids. The transcript is spliced from 5 exons. Gene Ontology annotation, cellular component: guanyl-nucleotide exchange factor complex; eukaryotic translation initiation factor 2B complex. The record is from RefSeq and is a predicted model, not a curated record. NCBI's taxonomy places the organism in Eukaryota, Metazoa, Arthropoda, Insecta, Hymenoptera, Apidae. Gene Ontology annotation, biological process: biosynthetic process; cytoplasmic translational initiation. Gene Ontology annotation, molecular function: translation initiation factor activity; guanyl-nucleotide exchange factor activity.
ACGAUCGCAGGAAAUUGGAGAAAAGUUUUAAAUUAAUAACAUUUUGCUUUUGUUUCAAUGUCAUGUAAGUCUCCAGUAAUGGUUCUCGAUGCACAUGAUAAAUUACAAAUGGUCUAGAUGGUCCUAGAAAAGGUAGAAGAGCUAUAACAAUGUUCAAAGGAUGUUCUCUUGCUAUGAUGGCCAAUCCCCGAGCUUUAGAACCAUUAACAAGAUCCACUGCUUCUUGUGUUUUUGGUAACCACUUUGGUUUCUUUACAGGAGUAAACAGAAUGUUACCUUAUAAAGAGUUCCAAGCAGUUGUACUUGCUGCUGGAGGAGGUUCCCGUAUGACUGAGCUUACUCGAAGUCAAUAUAAAUGUUUGUUGCCAAUUGGAAAUGUACCAAUGCUCUGGUAUCCUCUUCAAUUAUUAGAACGUGUUGGUUUUAAGGAAGCUAUCAUUAUUAUAUCUGAAUAUAUGGAACGCAAUGUUUCCUUAGCCCUAAGUGACUUGAAUCUCAAAAUUAAAACAGAUAUCGUUGCUGUGAAAAAUGCAGAAGAUUUGGGAACUGCAGAUUCUAUCAGACUUAUUCACGAAAAAAUUCACACAGAUUUUUUGGUCAUAUCUUGUGACUUGAUUACAGAUGUGGACAUAUGUGAAAUUUUGAAUCUUUAUCGAAAACAUAAUGCUAGUAUCACAGCAUUAAUGUUGCCUGUUCCUAAAAUACCAGAUGACUUUGUAACACCUGGUCCAAAAAACAAACAGAAGCCUGAAACUGAUUUGAUUGGUAUUUGCAAUGAGACUGGCCGAUUAAUUUUCUUGGCCUCAGCCUCAGACUUUGAGGACACAAUAAAAAUUUCACAAACAUUCCUUCAGAAACAUCCAAGUUUUACUAUGCAUUCAAAAUUAAUGGAUUCUCAUUUGUAUGUCAUUAACAAAUGGGUUUUAAAUUUCCUAGUACAGAAUAAAAAUUUUACUACACUGAAAGGUGAACUUCUUCCAUAUAUUGUUAGGAAACAAUUUUCAAAACCUUCCAAACAAUGUACAGAUGAUAAAAAUGCUUCUGUAGUACAAAUGAAUUUGAAGGAUGAUAUCUAUUAUUUCGCGGUUGAGAAACCACUCGACGAAUUAAUCAGAAAAAUGUCAGCAUACAAUGAUCAUGGCACUGAUUUAGAAGAUGCUUACCAUGGAGAUAUAAUACGAUGUUAUGCUCAUAUUAGUAAUGGGAAAUUUGGUUUGAGGACAAAUACCAUACAAAUGUAUCACCUUGCUAAUACAAAGAUAUCAGAAUGGUGGAAUAACGAUAAUGAUGGACAGUCUCCUGUACCAAUUAUUGCUUCUACAGCAACAAUACGUAGCACACAAAUGCAAGAUUGUUAUGUGGACAAUAAUGUUCUUAUUGAAGAAAAAACAUCUCUUAAACACACUCAUAUUGGGCCAAAUGUAACCAUUGAAUCAAAGACUAGAAUAUCACAGAGCGUUUUAAUGGAAUCUGCAAAUGUCAAACAACGAUGCGUAAUACAGAAUUGCAUAUUAGGUAGUGGUUGUGUUAUUGAAGAGGGUAGUGAAUUGAAGGACUGUAUAGUUGGUUACAAACACAUUGUACCAUCUGGAAGUCAAUAUUCUCGCGAUGUUCUGACUGAUGCAAAUGACCUGAUAGUAAUUUAAUUAUUCGCAAAUAUAUUAAAUACAUUAGUCAUUUAAAUAAUAAAUAUAUUUGUCUUUAUAAA